Messenger RNA from Aureobasidium namibiae CBS 147.97, 858 nucleotides. RefSeq lists its product as uncharacterized. The coding region runs from base 1 to 858 and encodes 285 amino acids. The transcript has a single exon. Lineage: Eukaryota; Fungi; Ascomycota; Dothideomycetes; Dothideales; Saccotheciaceae. The record is from RefSeq and is a predicted model, not a curated record.
AUGCUUACAACGGCCUAUAUUGGCAUACUCAUCACUGGAUUCCGUCAGUAUAUACCACUGCCCAGUAUCUGGUAUCGCCACGAAAACGAUCUUUGCUCAAUUGUCAGCACAGCCACAAUGACAAGUGCACGAAACUCAGUAUACUCGACCCACAGCAUAGCUGAUGCUCACUUCCUAGCCAUUCUCGACGAAAAGCAAGACACUCACCAGCUCGAUCUCCAACAACCCUCCAGACUCUCAGCACUAUUGCCUUUGAAGCUUUUGGAAACAGUGUUCAUCCUCCCAGCGACUUUUACUCGCAAACACGAGUACGACCAAGCCAGAGAUGACGAGGAAGCAGCGUCUUUCGACACGAUGCAAAAAUCAAUCCAAGUGAUCGGAUUACCCAAACCCGAAAAGUCGAAACCACGACUCAGUCAUUCUUUCGAGACCGAACACAUCAUGCCCAACAACGUGGCCUUUGACGAUGACGAUAAACCUGAGCAUCUGCAUUACGACUCAGAGCCGCAAAUGCGUUACACAGCACCUUCUCCCAACUUACUUUCACCCGAGUAUACUCAGCAAGGCUGUAGUGGAUAUCGCUACCCAAACUACGGGUAUGGCGGUUGCAGAAGAAUUGGCUACGGAGCGUAUGGAAACAGAGGUUGUGCUGGUCCGCAAAGGCCACCGCAAUGUUAUAUCCCGGGUGGGAGACGGCAGAGGAGGUAUGGAGGUGGAUAUUAUCAUGGAGGAGGAGGAGGAGGGUGUGGAAGAGGUGGUGGGUGGUAUGGGGGUUAUGGGGGUUAUGGUGGGAGGUGUCAUCCUCCUCCGAGACCGAUUCUGGUGAGGAGGCAUGGUGGGUGUUGCUGUUGUUGUUGA